AAAUUAAUAUUGCAACAAAAAUGAACUCUAGUCCUCGCUUUCAUUGCAAAUUGCAAACAUUUUACAAAAGUGGGUAAAAACUUUUCCGCGUGACGUUGCAACUAAAGUUGAGAAUUUUCAACAACAAAAAAUGAGAACAUUUACUAUUCUACCAAAAUAUUAGUACAAGUGUGCAAUAAUUACGCGAAUGCGAUUGAAACAUUACGUGCAUUACGUCAUCAAGUCAAGUGUUUAGAAAAGACAUUUAUAUGUGUGUGCGUAUGUGCCUGUGCUAUAUUGUCGGAGCUUUUUCAUCAUAAAAAGCAAAACAAACAAAGGAAGUGGUUCAGACAAACAAUUGAAGGACAAACUGAAUUGAGGGCAUACAGAUCUGUGUUUCGUUGCAAUAACUUUUCAUUUCCAUUUUCGUUCUAUAACGUUGAUAAAUUUUCGAAAAUAUGAUUCAUGUGGGCGAAAAUACGUGGAAUUUACGAAUUUUUAUAACAGAUCUCCAGAUUGAGAAGCAACUUCGCGUCAGAGGCGAUCAGCAUAUAGGUGGAUUAAUGUUACAGCUGGUAGAUCCAGAAAAUCCGAAAGAUUGGUCUGAUCAUGCCUUAUGGUGGCCAGACAAAAAUAUGUGGUUGACGCGUACUCGUUCUACUUUGGAUCAGGUGGGCGUGCAAGCAGAUUGUCUGCUACACUUUACACCUAUGCAUAAAAUACUUAGAGUACAGCUGCCCGAUUUGCGUUAUUUAGAUUGCAGAGUCGAUUUUUCAAUUAACACCUUUGCGGCGAUUGUUAAUUUGUCCAAAGAUUUAGAUAUUAGACAUCCAGAAGAGCUGUCAUUUUGCAAGCCAUUAGAACACGAGCAUUUAAAGAAAAAUUUCGGCAAAUUUCCUCAGCGAAAGGUACCCAUAGUCGAACCAAAUGGCAUGGUUUAUUUGCAGCCUGCUCCGGAUACGAAUUCUUUUAUACCCAUUAAUUCAGCUUACAAAGGCAGCAAUAGCAGUUUGGACAGAACGCAAAAUGGGAAUUUGUUAUGCGCACCAGUAGCACCAUACGCUACAACUCCUAGAAGAGCUGGAACGGCUCCGGGUACUCCUAUAGGUUCACCUACAGGCACAUGGAAGACUAGCACUAAUGGCUACGCCACGUUUGAUUCCUCUUCUAGUUUAGGUGACUUUCAGGAAAAUUUGGCUGCUUCACCUCGAGCUCCCAGUCCGGACGUAAGAGCUCGUCUGGUCAGGCCAAAAACGUUAAUUGAAAAAGCCCGCAUGAAUGUGGGAUGGCUAGAUUCUUCUCUAUCCAUUAUGGAGCAAGGUAUACGAGAAUAUGAUACCCUAUGCUUGAAGUUCAAAUAUUACACUUUCUUUGACCUUAAUCCAAAAUACGAUCAAGUUCGCAUUAAUCAAUUGUAUGAGCAGGCAAAGUGGUCGAUAUUGAAUGAAGAACUUGACUGCACGGAAGAGGAAAGCCUAAUGUUCGCGGCUUUACAAUUUCAAAUAAAUCAAUUAAAUGAAUGCUAUCCCGGUUUUAAAACAGACUUUGAUUCUUCGGGGUUGGACAAUGGUAUCGAUGACGAUAUUGAUUCAGCUUUGAAUGAAUUGCAAAUCACAUUGGAGGGCCCUUAUCCAAGUGCAGACAGCAAUAUUACGAAAAUUCCUGAAUUGGCAGAUUAUUUACGUUUUUUAAAGCCACGAAAAUUCACUAUGAAAGGAUAUAAACGUUAUUUCUUCGCCUAUCGGGAUCUUCAUUUGCAUUUGUAUAAGACGGCAGAAGACUCCCGUCGUGGUGCUCCGGUUAUUACGAUAAAUUUACGUGGUUGCGAAGUAACACCUGACGUAAAUUUAUCUCAAGGUAAAUAUGCUAUACGCUUGGAAGUCCCACCUGAGGGACGAAAUGGCCCUAACACCGAGGUAUGGAUUAGAUGCGAAACCGAAGAUCAAUACGCGAAAUGGAUGGCUGCCUGUCGUUUGGCUUCCAAAGGUCGUUCUCUAGCCGAUAGCUCUUAUGAAAGCGAGGUAUCCAAUAUACGUACACUCUUGACUUUACAAAAACCCGCCCACGGUGCCGCAAUCAAUAUUGAUCCACGCUCAGUCGAUGCUAACGAUUACUUAUCACCCAAAAUGUUGCGUAAAUUGUCAGGAAAAGCAGCCCAACGCAUCUUGGAAGCUUAUGCUAAUGUCAAUAAGUUAUCAUUGACAGAUGCGAAAAUGAAAUAUAUUCAAGCUUGGCAAUCGCUACCUGAUUUUGGUGUCUCUCUGUUUGUCAUCAAAUUCGACGGUCAUAAAAAGGAAGAAUUACUUGGUGUGGCACAUAAUCGCAUAAUGCGUAUGGAUUUGAAUACUGGUGAUCAUAUUAAAACGUGGCGGUACAAUACCAUGAAAGCUUGGAAUGUCAAUUGGGGCAUUAAGUGUAUGAUGAUACAAUUUCACGAUGAGAAUGUUGUUUUCUCAUGCCUCUCGGCCGAUUGCAAAGUUGUCCAUGAAUUUAUAGGCGGUUACAUAUUUAUGUCUAUGCGUUCAAAAGAAAAUAAUCAAACUUUAAACGAGGAAAUGUUUCAUAAAUUAACAGGGGGUUGGAUUUAAAAAUUAUUUUUCGAAAUUAUUCUAAAAGUGUUCUAAGUCGACUUUUUAUCAAUCAAUCAAUUAUUUAUUAUUAAUUAAUAUUAAUCAGUAAUAACGCUACUUCCAAUUUAAUAUUCUCUCCUUUUUAUACAUAUUACCUCCAUUACAUACUAAUAUUAUUGAGAAAAACAGAAAAGAAAUAUUAAAACAAACGCACAAUUUUUACAUCACAUACUACAUCGAGUGUCGAGUGACUUCUUCAACAUAUAUAAUUCAAUAUA
Glossina fuscipes is the source of this 2827-nucleotide messenger RNA. Its product is annotated as unc-112-related protein-like. Gene Ontology annotation, biological process: cell-matrix adhesion; integrin-mediated signaling pathway. The record is from RefSeq and is a predicted model, not a curated record. Gene Ontology annotation, cellular component: cell-substrate junction. Bases 438 to 2567 code for a protein of 709 amino acids. The transcript has a single exon. Lineage: Eukaryota; Metazoa; Arthropoda; Insecta; Diptera; Glossinidae. Gene Ontology annotation, molecular function: integrin binding.